Hibiscus syriacus is the source of this 583-nucleotide messenger RNA. RefSeq names its product protein LURP-one-related 14-like. NCBI's taxonomy places the organism in Eukaryota, Viridiplantae, Streptophyta, Magnoliopsida, Malvales, Malvaceae. The transcript has 2 exons. The record is from RefSeq and is a predicted model, not a curated record. The annotation marks the transcript as partial.
CAAAGAGAUUCAUUUUCCAGGAAAUAAAAUAAAGGUUUCAGCCUCCGGUGUCCGGUCUGCUUUCAGUCUUCAGUUUAGCAAAGAAUUUGUGAACAGAUUCAGGAACAUGGCGAGUAACGAUGUAAUGAUCAAGGUUGUCGGGGACCGGUUUUGUCUCCCAUACACGACGGAGCUUUUCGUGAAGGAGAAAAUACAAUCGCCUUACAGUUCACACUAUGAUGUUUUCGACAGCACCGGAAACACUCUGCUUCGAGUCGACGGCGGUGCCAGGAACUUAAAGCGGCGAAGGGUUAUGUCGGAUCCCGCCGGCUUCCCCGUCAUCACUAUACGCGAGCAGGGUAACGGAAAAUUGCAGAAUCCAAUUUCGUGGAAACAGGAAUGGCGAAUUCACGAAGGCGAAAGCUCGGAUUCGAACCACUUUCUCUUCCGCGUAAAACGAUCGAGUGGUUCCCAUUUCCGAGACCUCGAUGUUUACUUAGGUAGCAGGGACGACCGGGGUGCCGGCGAUUUUCAUGUGACAAGGGGUAUUGGAUUUGCUUCUCUUUCGUGCAAAGUUCGGAGAGGGAACUCGAUCAUUGCCGAG